Molecule: messenger RNA, 2446 nt
Organism: Neocloeon triangulifer
Lineage: Eukaryota; Metazoa; Arthropoda; Insecta; Ephemeroptera; Baetidae
Product: spidroin-1-like
Exons: 2
Coding region: 15-2360 (781 amino acids)
Source: RefSeq, a predicted model, not a curated record
GAAACCUCUGCACGAUGAGAGUCCUCACGGUGUGGGGUCUCGUGGCGCCGCUCCUGCUGAUCGGCGCCCUCGCCUCACCUUUGCGUCCGUUGGAGGAACAAACCGAAUAUGUCGUCACCGAAGCGACCACGACGGAAGAGGCGCCAACAACCACGACGGACACCACCCCUGAACCGAGUGUGAAAAAGGAGCUGCCGCAAAUUGUGGUGCGAAUGAGUCCCGACUCGUCCGAGAUCAAGCAAAUCCUCGGCAGGGCAAAGAAGUCAAACCAAAAUUGCGUAAUGGUUCAACCAAACCCUUACGAGCCGCCCUACCAAGAAUGCUAUCCCACGGACGACUCGCACCAAUACACGCCUGGACACGACAACGACGUGCACAGCCUGACGGAAGCGGCCAUCAGCUCUUCAAUGGGUGGCGCGUCGUACUCGUACAACGCUCCUCCUCCACCGCCGCACAUGCAUUACCUCCCUCAAGCUCCGCCACCUCACCCCCAUGACGUCAUUUACCAGGGUCCACCCCCAGGCCACCCGAUUUUCAACCACCCUCCACCUAUUGGAAAUCACGGAAGUUCCGCCUCGCACCCUAUUCCUCCACCACCCCCUCCUGGACACGAGUACCACCCCUCACCCCCGCAUGUUGAACAUCCCCCUCCUCAGCAUGGAGAUCAUCACGAUGACCAUCACCAGCAAGAAUCGCACAAAGGUCGAGCCAACGAGGACAACUCGACGGUCAGCAAGACCAACACGACGGGGAGGGCAAACAGCUACAGUGGUUACACAGUUCAAUCGCAGAGUCACUACCCCCUGAAUGUGGGCAGCCUGUACGUCAGUGGAAACCAAGGAGGAUCGUCUUACAGCAGUGGAGGUUCAGGGUACAGCAGCAGCAAUCACUUUGGACCGAUUCCUCUGCAAAUCUACGGCUCCCUCCUUGCCUUGCCAGUGGAAGGAAGUAACGCAGGUUACGGACCGUCUGGUGGAAAAAAGCCUGAAAUCUAUUCCUCAAGCAAGCAAGGUUCCUACAGUGGUUCUUCGUCUUCAGCAGCCAAACCAAGUUACUCAGGAGGAUCUUCAUCAGGUGGAAGCAGUUAUGCACAGAAGGGAAGUUCAUCAGGAGGAGGAGGGUCCUAUCAGGGUUCAUCAGGUUACCAGGGCGGAAAUAAAGGGGGAUACUCUUCAGGGGGUUCUAGUGGAGGGGGUUAUGGGGGGUCAGGGAGUCAUGGAGGGGGAGGUUAUGGUGGGCAAGCCCAAGGAGGCUACGGGGGACCAGGGGGCUAUGGAGGCCAAGGGGGUUAUAGUGGAGGGCAAGGAAAUUAUGGGGGUCAAGGUAGCUACGGAGGGCAAGGAAAUUAUGGGGGUCAAGGAGGUUAUGGAGGUCAAGGUAGCUACGGAGGGCAAGGAAAUUAUGGGGGUCAAGGAGGUUACGGAGGUCAAGGUGGCUACGGAGGGCAAGGAAAUUAUGGGGGUCAAGGGGGCUACGGAGCACCAGGCAAUUAUGGAGGACAAGGAAGUUAUGGAGGAAAAGGAGGCUAUGGCGGACAAGGAGGCCAAAGUGAAAACAAAGGUCAGGGCGGAUCCGGAGGAAUGGAUUUGUCCUCCAGUGGUGUAAACUACGCCUACAAACCUUCCUCGUAUGGUGCUGCAUCGAUGAUGGCCUACUCUGGACCAAAAGGGGGCGCAAGUUACGAAGGCCAAGGUGGGUACGGUCAAGGCCCAUCAAACUAUGGCGCUUCAGGAUACGGCGCUGCUGGCCCCUCUAGCUAUGGUGGCUCUUAUGGCAGUUCUUACAGUAGUUAUUCAGGUUCUGGAUCUCCUGGCUAUAGCCCUACCGAGUUAGGAUACGGAGGACCUUCAGGCCCGAGUAACGGUGGGGGUGGUUACGGCUACGGAAUGGGUCACAACCCCAUGCAGGGGUACAACACGCCCAGCUACCACCCUCAAUCUGGCUACUCACAAUCCAGCUACUCCAAACCCGUGCCCAUCAAGGUGCAGUGUCAGGUGGCACCUAGUUACGAAGGUGGCUCUUCGUACAGUAGCAGUGGCUCGUACAGAGCCGCCGAGGGUGAAUCUGAAACUUCGUCAACGACGACGACGCCAAGCCCAAGUUCAUCGUCUACCACCAAGAAACCGGAAAGCGAUGAGUCCAAGAGCUCUGAGGAGAACUCCAAGGAAACUAAAGGCACCUCGGUGGCGCCAACAUCCCCAAGCACGACGUCAACCACUACUCCACAACCUCAGGCCAGGUCGGCGGACAGUCCACCUGCACCCUAUGAGAACUUUGGGAACUCGCAGUACGUGAGACCGGUUCCGCAAAACAGGCAGUACAUGCCUCCGCCUCUCAGAUUUGGCCCUAGCCAUUAUUAAUAAAUAUUUGGCAUCAUCUCGUUUUGUAAAUUUUAUAUUAUUCGUUUUAAUUUUUGUAAUUUUAAUAAAAAAAUUAUUAAAACGAA